AGUAGAGGGCGCCGCGGAUUGCUAGCCAGUGAUCGCUUUUCGGCCUUUUGGCUCAGACCAAGUGUAGGACUGAGUCAUUGGGUGCUGAAGGACACCUCUCCUCGGCCUUUGGGCAUCGGUGGGUAACACCACCUUAAGCCCACUGCUGCUAUAGGGGAGAGGUCAUACCUGAAGCAACGGGCGGCGAUCAACUACUCCAGUGAUAACCCUAAUCCGAGGGGGAAGCUGGGAGUUUUCUGCAAAAGAUGGCUGUAACGGAAGACGUCGUUCCUGCCUUCGUGAGAGUCAAGCACUCGGUGAGAGUCAUCACGGCUGUUCCAUCUGAUUCGGAGAAGGGUCUGAAUUUCGUCGUGAAGGUGAUUUUGGAGGAGAUCGGUAGAGUCUCAAGGAGAGAGAUCCUCGCCAUUCAAGAUUACCCGAGGAGAGGUGUCUUUGAUGUUACUUUUGAUGGUGAAGGCGUCUAUCGGAGUUUUUUGGAGAUCUUGGAGAGGAAUUCUGCUGAUCCUCGACUGAAGGAUUUCAAGAUCCUGCCGCAUUUUGCUGAGGAGGAGAUAUUUCUGGUGGUUAAACCAUACUCUCCGUUUGUUCCCUUAAGAGAAAUUGAAACAGUGCUUGGUAGGUACUGCAAGAAGUUAACGUGUGCAGGUAAGAUCCUUAACGAGCUGGGGAUCUGGACCUGUAAAUACAGGUUCAAAGCUGUUUUUGAGAAGGGAACUUUUCCACCAGCAAGGUUUCGUCUGGGAGCAGUCAACAUAGACUGUUUCUUUAAUGGUAUGCCGGAUUUUUGUAAGAGGUGCAGGCAAUAUGGGCACAUGGCAGAAGGAUGUAUGUUGUGCCAGAACUGUGGUAAGGCCGGGCAUGAAGUGAAAAAUUGUUCCCUCCCAAAGAAAUGUAAUUUCUGUUUGCAGGUAGGACAUUUAUACGCUGUAUGUCCACAGAGAAAGGUAAAAGAUGAGGUUCUUGGUAAGUCGGUGGCUGUAGUAGAACCAGCAGCAAUGUCUUCAGGAGUGGAGGCCUCAGAAGAAAUGGAGAGUGAAUCUGGUAAGGUACUUACGUUUCUCACUGACUUUGAUCUUAGUGCCUCUCCAGUUUUACAGUUUACUGACGAGAGUCUAUCAGAAUCCUCGAGUCCUGCUAGUGAGGUAUCACCUAUGGUCAAAAGGAAAAAGAAAGAGAAGAACAAAGACAUUCAGGUAACUCCAUCCAAUGUGGAAGUGUAUAAAACUAGAGGCGAGAAACUAUAUCAGUUCUGGAAAAAAAGGUCUGAUAAAGAAAUACAAGAGUACUUGGGCACCUGGACGAAUGAGGAGGAAUUGGAGGGUAUUAAUAGGUGCAUUGAAACAGGAACUGAUGAAAAAAACAUGAGAUAUCAAGUAUUGACAUUUAUCAGGAAUUUGACGUAAUGUUUUCUUUUCUUUUUAAUAA
This is a messenger RNA of Xenopus tropicalis (tropical clawed frog), 1425 nucleotides long. Its product is annotated as zinc finger CCHC domain-containing protein 3-like. NCBI's taxonomy places the organism in Eukaryota, Metazoa, Chordata, Amphibia, Anura, Pipidae. Gene Ontology annotation, biological process: activation of innate immune response. The coding region runs from base 246 to 1403 and encodes 385 amino acids. Gene Ontology annotation, molecular function: RNA binding; nucleic acid binding; zinc ion binding. The transcript has a single exon. The record is from RefSeq and is a predicted model, not a curated record.